AUGAAAGCUGCUAUCAUAUCAGCGCUCGCCAGCACAGCCAUCGUAGCGGCUGCUCCCACGGCAACAAAGGUCAAAUAUGCUGGCGUCAAUAUCGCCGGAUUCGACUUUGGCUGCACGACUGAUGGUACAUGCUCCCUAACCGGAAUGUCGAAGCCGUACGACAUCGUCACGGGCGCCAACGCUGUUGGCCAGAUGAACCACUUUGUUAAAGACGACACGCUUAACACCCUCCGUCUCCCCGUCGGCUGGCAAUUCUUAGUAAACGGCCAGCUUGGUGGAACACUGAACGCGAACAACGCUGGCCAGUAUGAUAAGUUGGUGCAAGGGUGCUUGAAUUCAGGCGCCGCGCUGUGUAUCCUGGAUUUGCACAAUUAUGCGAGGUGGAAUGGGAAGAUUGUCGGCCAGGGAGGUCCGACGAAUGCCCAGUUAGCGGACGUGUGGAAGCAGUUGGCGACAAAGUAUGGGAAGAAUUCAAAGAUCGCAUUUGGAGUCAUGAACGAGCCCCAUGAUAUGCCGGACAUGACAAUCUGGGCCGCCACUGUGCAAGAGGUCGUCACUGCGAUCCGCGGGGCCGGCGCGACAACCAACUUGAUUCUUCUCCCAGGACAGGGUUAUACCAGCGCGGAAACAUUUGUGUCUUCUGGUUCUGCGGAUGCGUUGGCUAAAGUUACCAACCCGGAUAAAACAACGGACAACUUGAUUAUGGACGUCCACAAGUACCUAGACAGCGAUAACUCAGGAACGCACACAGAAUGUGUGAAAGACAACAUCGACACUGCGUUCAAACCUCUUGCGACGUGGCUGAAGACGAACAACAGGCAAGCGAUGUUGACGGAGACAGGAGGAGGAAAUACGGCCAGUUGCCAAAAGUAUUUGUGUGCUCAGCUGCAGUUCUUGAACCAAAACUCAGACGUCUACCUUGGAUAUGUGGGUUGGGCUGCAGGAGGAUUCUCGACAACUUAUGAGCUGAACGAGACCCCGACCCAGAAUGGAAAUUCAUGGACGGAUACAUCGUUGGUUAAGUCGUGCAUUGUUGGCGCUUGGAAGGGCGCAUGAGAGGAUGAGAGGAAAGCGUAGUAACCACUUGAAAAAUGAACCUUUAUUGCAUAUGGUGAAAUAUUUUCUAAAGUGCUUUGUGUUGUGCUACCAGUGGCCUUCUCUGAAAUCAUACAAAGAAAGAUUGCGCAGAGAUGAGCUGCAUUUAGGUAGGGAAGAAAGCAGUUGAGGAAAACUAGACAGUAGAAAGAAGCCCUAAGUUAAAUGACUAAUUGAUAGUUAAUCAGCUAGUAACUAUCG
Messenger RNA from Lindgomyces ingoldianus, 1296 nucleotides. Its product is annotated as glycoside hydrolase. Lineage: Eukaryota; Fungi; Ascomycota; Dothideomycetes; Pleosporales; Lindgomycetaceae. The transcript is spliced from 3 exons. Gene Ontology annotation, biological process: glucan catabolic process. Gene Ontology annotation, molecular function: hydrolase activity, hydrolyzing O-glycosyl compounds. Bases 1 to 1056 code for a protein of 351 amino acids. The record is from RefSeq and is a predicted model, not a curated record.